UGCUUUCUUUUUGUUCGUUGCUUGAAAGUUUAAAAAAAAAUGGCUUUUGACAAAUUAAAAGGGGUUUCUCUGGUUUCUGUGAGAGACCUUAGUUGAUGCUUCUGCUUCUGCUUCUGCUUCUGUUCUGUGAGUACGCAUGUCAUCUUCUUUGUCUCACAAAAUUUUGUCUUUUAAUCAGAAUAUUUCAGUUGUGACUCUGUCUUGAGUACCUGCUUCAUCUCUGUUUUAUUUUCUUGAUUUCUUCACAGUGUAUCUCCGGUUUAUAUAGUCGCGAUCUUUUUACUCUAAGAUGGGCUCAUUUUAUGUCUUGUUUAUUUAUUAAUAAAAAAACUGUCUUCCAUGUCUGUAUUUUCACCUCAUUUUCUUGUAUUUUCCAUUUUAUUUGGUUGGUGUUUAAUUGCUCUUUAUAGUAACAUGGUGAUGCUCUUUUCUAGGAUUUGAUUCUUUUCUUAAAUUAAAAAAAAAACAUUUCUGCUUCUUCUAUCUUUCUUUACUUCGGCUAACAAAGCAGAUUUUUUUUUUCUUGGGGGUUGUGUUUUACAAUGGAAAAGUCUGUGGUGAUAUAAGUUAUAGGAAUUCUGUAUUUCUCAUAUUCUUAUGAGGUUGAAUUCAGCAGAAAAAUUGGUGAGAAUUUUUUAUUAAAUCGUUGAACCUCCAGGAAUUAGUUUGAACUCUUGAGAUAAAGACGGUCAAAGCAAUCAGUCAGGUCAUUUCAGAGGGAAUUUAAUGGCUAUGAAAACUUUUUAUCUCAAAGAACAUGAAGGAGGUGUCCAUAAUCCAAAUGGGCAGUUGUCAACAGUGCCACGGUGGACUGCAUUUGGGUCUCAGGCUGUUAAUGGUGAAUCGUGUGGCCUAUUGAAGGCUUUACCCAUAGAACAGCCUGCCGGUGGAGGUGAAACUGCUACUAAGCUCGCCAGGAUGGGUACUGAGCAAGGGUUGGAUAAAGGGAAUAUCACUCAAUUCACUAUAUUUCCCGGUGACUGCAAACCUUCAGGUGGUGGACAGAAAUCUGUUCAGGGAGCCAUUUCACUGCAAACAGCUCUGCCGGAAUAUUAUGCUCGUUUUGACCUGGGAUUUGGUCAGCCUGUGAUCUGCGCAAAGUAUCCUGUCGUGGACCAAUGUUAUGGAUUAUUCUCAACUUUUGGACCUCAAAUUUCGCCUUAUAUGCACCGUUCACGCCAUCUCCACGCAAUGCGCCGACCAAGGGGAUGCGGUGGCCGUUUCUUGAAUACAAAAGAGUUGAAUGAUGGAAAAGGCAUAACAGAGGCUAAGAAAGCGGGUGAUUUUCAACUUUCGCAGCCAACUGGUUCUCAGAGUUCUGAAGUCCUGGAAUCAGGUGGUGCAACUUUGAACUCAAUGGAAGCAAAUUGUGGUGGAUCAAAUCCCUCUGGGUCAGAAGUGACUAGUUUGUACAACAGGGUAGAUUUCGAUCGCUUCCCUUUCAAUCAUCAUGGGCCAACUGUCCAUGGUUUCUCAGGGAUGGACGGAGGGCAUGGCAUUGGCAUUGGCAUGCCCAGUAAGUGGAUUGCAGCAGCUGACAACUGCAGCAACCUCAAACAGCAAGGGAACGGAUUGGGUUGGUGCUUGCAUCAUGCACAAGACCAAACCCCACCUUUGCUGGAACCUGACAACCAAAUCGUGGCUUGAAGAUGGACUUCACCAUUUGGUUGUAAGGGCAAGUCGUUCUUGGCUCCUGUGCAGUGAUGGUACCUUUGCCAUUCCAUACAACCUUGCUGUCAUGGAUUGGUCAGAGGUGCUGAAACCAUAAUGCACUGUAACAAAACUUUGGGAAUGGACAACAUAAUAAAGGGGUGUGUUUCCAUCAAUGAAACAAAGACACCCAGAUGUGUGUGCUUGAUUUGUUAUCCUAAACUGUGUUGAAGCAUGUUUGAUGCUCUUGAAGUUUGAUUUCUACUCUAUGGUUGUAAUAAAUUGCUGUAUGUUUGUGUUAUCA
Populus nigra (black poplar) is the source of this 1954-nucleotide messenger RNA. RefSeq names its product nuclear transcription factor Y subunit A-10-like. Gene Ontology annotation, molecular function: DNA-binding transcription factor activity, RNA polymerase II-specific; RNA polymerase II cis-regulatory region sequence-specific DNA binding. NCBI's taxonomy places the organism in Eukaryota, Viridiplantae, Streptophyta, Magnoliopsida, Malpighiales, Salicaceae. The coding region runs from base 727 to 1647 and encodes 306 amino acids. Gene Ontology annotation, biological process: regulation of transcription by RNA polymerase II. The transcript is spliced from 4 exons. The record is from RefSeq and is a predicted model, not a curated record.